AGCGAAUUCACAUGCCAUUUUGCACUUAUUUUUGAUUCUGCCAAAACCCAGUUUCACAAAAAGCAAUUUUUAUAAAGUCCCAAUUCUGAUCCCCUUUUCUCCCUACAAGGAAAUUAUAAAACCCUAUUCACCAAUCGCAUUUCAUUUAAGAAUGAAUUAGAUCAUCAAAAUCGAAGUCAUCAUCAAUCACCAUGAGUGGAGAAUUUUCUUCAGGUGCAUUGGACAGCACCCCAUUUUUACAUAACCAAUAUGCAGAAUCAAGUGAUGUGAAAAGAACAGGAACAGUAUGGACAGCAGUGGCACACAUAGUGACAGGAGUGAUAGGGUCAGGUGUGUUGUCAUUGGCAUGGAGCAUUGCACAAAUUGGAUGGAUUGCAGGCCCAUUGGCAAUUCUUCUUUUUGCUUCUAUCACUCUUCUCUCUGCUUUUCUUCUCAGUGAUACCUAUCGUUCUCCUCAUCCUCAAUUUGGUCCUCAUAGAAGCUCUUCUUAUCUUGAUGCUGUUAAUUUGCAUAAGGGAGCAGGAAAUGGACGUUUCUGUGGUGUUUUUGUAAAUAUAAGUUUAUAUGGUUUUGGAAUUGCCUACAUUAUUACUUCAUCCAUCAGCAUAAGAGCAAUCCAGGACUCAAUCUGUUACCAUGACAAAGGGAGUGAAGCAACAUGUGGAUUUACGGAUACAUAUAACAUGCUUAUUUUUGGGGCUAUCCAAGUUGUUCUCUCACAGAUUCCCAAUUUCCAUAACAUUGAAUGGCUGUCUAUUGUUGCUGCAAUUAUGUCAUUUGCUUAUGCUUUCAUAGGCAUGGCACUUGCCAUCGUUAAAGUCAAUGAAAAUGGACGUUUUGAGGGUAGCAUUGGAGGAGUCACAACUUCCACUGGAAUGGAAAAACUAUGGCUGGUUGCACAAGCACUUGGUGACAUAGCCUUCUCCUAUCCAUUUGCAGUAAUUCUUAUAGAAAUUCAGGACACAUUGAAAUCACCUCCGCCAGAAAACGUAACAAUGAGGAGGGCCUCGACAAUAUCAGUCAUCGUGACGACAUUUUUCUACCUCUGUUGUGGCUGUGCUGGUUAUGCAGCCUUUGGUAGUGAUACACCAGGAAAUCUUUUGACAGGGUUUGCAACUUAUAAGCUUUAUUGGCUUGUUGACUUUGCCAAUGCUUGUAUAGUUAUUCACCUAGUUGGUGCAUAUCAGGUGUAUAGCCAGCCACUUUAUGCAAAUGUGGAAAAUUGGUUACGUUUUAAAUUCCCAGACAGUGGAUUUGUGAAUUACUCAUACAACUUAAAACUCCCAUUGCUGCCAGAUUUCCAACUAAAUCCUCUAAGGCUUUGUUUCCGAACGCUAUAUGUUGGAUCGACGAUCGUGAUUGCAAUGCUGUUUCCAUACUUCAACCAGAUUUUGGGAGUUUUGGCUGGCAUAAUAUUUUAUCCAUUAACCAUAUAUUUCCCAGUGGAAAUGUAUUUGAGUCAAGGCAAUAUUGAAGCAUGGACAACCAAGUGGAUAUUGCUAAGGACUUUUAGCAUUGUUGGCUUUGUGGUGGGAUUGUUCACUCUCAUUGGUUCCAUUCAAGGGAUUGUAUCUGCAGAACUUAAGUGAUAAUUGGAUCCAUUAAACAUAGGACACUGCUUUAUAUUGGUUAUCCCCUUUUUGAUAGAAAACACGUUUGUCACAUUUAUGUAACAUAGAUCAUGAGUUCAAGGUUUUGCGGUUCUACAACUGUAGGUGUGAUUCAAUUGCACAUUUGUCUCUUGGAAUCAUUUUGAGAAACUAGCUAAUUUCAUCUGUAGUUACCAAGAUGCAAAUUGUUGUCUUGGAUUCCCUACAGUUGAGAUAUCUUGUAUUCAUGCUGUUAGUGUAUUGGUGAUCGUUGGAUUUCAAUCGGAUGGUUGACAAAAUUUGCAUUUUAUUUUAAAAUACAAAAUAUCGAAUUUGAAAUCUGAA
Cicer arietinum (chickpea) is the source of this 1934-nucleotide messenger RNA. Its product is annotated as probable amino acid permease 7. The record is from RefSeq and is a predicted model, not a curated record. Lineage: Eukaryota; Viridiplantae; Streptophyta; Magnoliopsida; Fabales; Fabaceae.